This is a messenger RNA of Elephantulus edwardii (Cape elephant shrew), 1575 nucleotides long. Its product is annotated as zinc finger protein 18-like. Lineage: Eukaryota; Metazoa; Chordata; Mammalia; Macroscelidea; Macroscelididae. Gene Ontology annotation, molecular function: DNA-binding transcription factor activity, RNA polymerase II-specific; RNA polymerase II cis-regulatory region sequence-specific DNA binding. Gene Ontology annotation, biological process: regulation of transcription by RNA polymerase II. Bases 1 to 1575 code for a protein of 524 amino acids. The transcript has 6 exons. The record is from RefSeq and is a predicted model, not a curated record.
AUGAUGCCAUUGGAGCUGGGACAGGCCCUGGUCCAGGUGCCACCACUGGCAAAGGCAGAGGACCCCUCACUUGGACUAAAUGCUGCUCCUCACUGGGAACUCUCCAACCCUGAAGCUGCCCGGCAACUUUUCAGACGCUUUCAGUACCAGGUGCUGUCUGGGCCCCACGAGACCUUGAGGCAACUUCGGAAGCUCUGUUUCCAGUGGCUGCAGCCAGAAGUUCACAGCAAAGAACAGAUCCUGGAGCUCCUCAUGUUGGAGCAGUUUCUGACCAUCCUGCCCGGGGAGAUCCAGAUGUGGGUGCGAGCGCAGUGUCCUAAUAGUGGAGAGGAGGCUGUGACACUAGUGGAGAGCUUGAAGGGCAAUCCCCGGAGACUGUGGCAGUGGAUCAGCAGCCAGGUUCUAGGACAGGAAAGCUUACCUGAGGAGGUGGAAUCUGCAAGCUGCCAAGUGAGGGAGGCAGAGGCCAGUCUUGAAGUGGUGCCUCAGGAGCUGGGACUUCAGAAUUCAGCCUCAGGGCCUGGAGAGCAACUGAGCCAUGUCAUCAAAGAGGAACCUAACACUGAGCUGGAAUUAGUGAUAGCUGCUCCCCAGCUUCUUGCCCAACCUGAGGAAAGGCUCAUCAGUGACCAAGAUUCUGGAGCAUCACUACUCCAAGUGUCUUUUCAGGAGCAGUGGAGGCACUUGGAUUCUACUCAGAAGGAGCACUACUGGAACCUAAUGCUGGAGAACUAUGAGAAAAUGGUCUCAGGAGGCACUUCCAUUCCCAAACCUGAACCAGCUAAUUCAGUAGAGUAUGGGGAAGAGUUGGCAGGACUCCCCCUUCAUGCCAGUGAGAAGAUCCCUGCACCCAUCUGCAGAGGAGACAGGCAGGAGAAUUGCCAAGAGAACCUAAACUUUAAAACUUGUUUGCAUCAGGAGCCUCCAGAUGCCCCUUGUCACAUCUCAGAAGAGGCCCCUCCUCAGGGUUCUUUGAGUGCCUUCUUUGAUGAGAAUGAACAAAGAUGCUUUGGAAAAGGAGAUAAUCUCCUUAAGAUACAUGGACACCUCCAAGGUGAGGAGACAGGAGAGCACCUUUCUCCUCAGGAGAGAGUUUCUGGGAAACAGCUAGACCAGCAUUUGCCUGAUGCUCACCCAAGAGACCUGUCUGUGCUAUGGCUUGAGCAGAAGCAAGAGACUUCGCAUAAGGGCCAGCUGAGACCUUCCACAACCCAGAAAUUCCCCACCUGUACAGAGUGUGGGAAAACCUUCUAUAGGAAUUCUCAGCUUGUGUUUCAUCAGAGGGCUCAUACUGGAGACACAUAUAUUCAGUGCCCCACAUGCAAGAAAGCCUUUCUGCGGAGGUCAGACUUUGUGAAGCAUCAGAGAAUUCACAUAGGAGAGAAGCCUUGCAAGUGUGAUCACUGUGGGAAAGGCUUCAGGGACUUGUAUGGGUUACGCCGCCAUGAGAAAAUUCACACAGGAGAGAAACCCUAUAAAUGUCCUCUUUGUUAUAAGAGUUUCAAUCACAGGUCCAACUUUAAUAGGCACCAGCGGGUCCAUACAAGUGAGAAACCCUAUAAAUGUCCUAUCUGA